AUGUCAAACAUUAGCAACAAUGCGUCAUUGACUAAUAACAAGGGAUCGGAUCUACUAGUUACUUAUUAUCCAUUUACUCUUAUUAUUGUUGGCACUCCAUUCAAUUUUUUCACAUUUACUAUUCUUUGUCGAUCAACUUUUCGAGAUACAAAUAAAAGACCAACGAUUCAUUAUAUGCGAACAAUGGCUAUCUUUGAUAUUCUCAUGUUAUAUGGAUGGAAUUUAGAUCAUUAUCUUGAUGGAGCAUAUGGAUUUAUGCUUCAAACUUAUUCAAUACCUUUUUGCAAGUUUUGUUCAUUUUUAAAUUACUUCGCAUCACAAGUUUCAGCAUGGUUACGUGUCUUCAUUUGUCUUGAUCGAUAUUUAUCAUUAAGUCGUCUUCAUAAAACAUGGUUUAGUCAAUCACGAAAUGUUCUUAUUAUUAUUAUAUCCAUCAUUAUAGUAUUCACUAUUAUUAAUUUUCACUUCUUUUUAUUUGCUUGCUAUUAUGAUAAAGAUGGUACAGUCAAUCCGCAGGCUAGUCUAUAUAACAUAUAUCCAUUAUGGGAUUCUAUAAAUUUAGGUCUUUACAAUUGUGUACCAUUUGCUUUUAUGGUUCUGUUCAAUAGUGGUGUAAUUUAUCAUUUAAUUCGUCUUCAUCAAACAAGUAUAAUUCAAAACUCUCGAAUUCAACAUCGAUCUAUAUCGGUGACAUUAGUUAUCACCACAUUUCUCUUUUUAAUAAUGACUACACCAGCUACAAUAUGUUUUGCAUUCUUUAUUGAUAUUACCGGUUAUGUUCUUCUGCAUUUGUUUGAUUCUAUACUUUACACAUAUUAUGUGCUGUCGUUUUUACUAUAUUUAAUUACAUAUAAAGAAUUUAGACAAGAAAUUAUAAAAUUAGUAACAUGCAUUAAACGGCACAUUACUCAACCAUCAUCAGUCACUACAAAAUCUACGACUGGUCAAGCAUAA
Rotaria sp. Silwood2 is the source of this 954-nucleotide messenger RNA. NCBI's taxonomy places the organism in Eukaryota, Metazoa, Rotifera, Eurotatoria, Philodinida, Philodinidae. The record is from the annotation of a GenBank genome assembly.